This is a messenger RNA of Salvia hispanica, 594 nucleotides long. The record is from RefSeq and is a predicted model, not a curated record. NCBI's taxonomy places the organism in Eukaryota, Viridiplantae, Streptophyta, Magnoliopsida, Lamiales, Lamiaceae.
AUGAAGAAUUUUACAAUAGGUUCUAUGUUGAUUAUCUCCUACCUCCUUGCCACCGCAACCGCCACUGCUGCCGUCCUGGGCCCUUGGGUCCAAACCCUCACCAAGGGGAACAAAAAAAUCACAAAGUUCCAUUUCUACGUCCACAACCUCGAAGGCGGCCCCAAGGCCAACACCACCGUGUACGUCGUCGCGAACGCCUCCAUCACCUCCACUUCCCGCGCCAGCUUCGGGCGCCUCGAGGUCUUCGACGACCGCGUCACGGCCGGGCCAGACAUCAACUCCGAGCAAGUCGCCCGUGUUCAGGGCACGGCCGCCAACUCCGACCUCCACGCCACCGCCAUUGCCUUGAACACCAACUUUUAUAUAACGUCGGGAGAGUUCAACCGGAGCACGUUUGGCAUGACCGGCCGCCUUCCGUCGACAGAGCCGGUCAGGGAGAUGCCGGUGGUCGGAGGCACCGGCGCCUUCCGCCUUGCUCGGGGAUAUGCCGUUAGUACUGUUUAUUCGUUUGAUUUCGCGACGGGUAAUUCUGUUUUCGAGUAUACAAUUUAUGUCAUCACUCCCUCUCACGAGAUAGUGUGGACGGGCGCUUGA